AGCAAAGAUCUAGGAGGAAUACGAAAUAGCCGGCGACAACCUCGCCGGAAGGGAGUUUAAUUUAUAUUUCUUCUCCGGCGACCUUUUGGCGGAGGAUGAACGGCAGCGUCCAAUACCGGAGAGGCAAGAAGAACGGCGGCAAACACAACGGAACGACGAUGAUGAUGAUGAAGGCGAAGACGAAAACGAAGGCAGAAGCGAGAUUCGAACCUCGAUUGCUCAGGUUCGAGGAGUUGCCGGAGUACAUGAAAGAUAACGAGUUCAUCUUGGACCAUUACCGUUCGGAAUGGCCCGUCAAGGAUGCAUUAUGGAGCGUCUUCGCCUGGCAUAACGAAACCUUAAACGUUUGGACGCAUUUGGUUGGUUUUCUGAUAUUUGGGGCGAUGACGGUCAUGAGCUUAUUGCCCGUGGGAACCACUGGAACCGGCGGUCUUGGAGGCUUUACCUCAAAUUUCUACAGUAAGGCAGACGGAAUGGGGUCGCUGACGACCGAGAAAGAGAUCAAUGGUUCUCCACACGACACAAAUAUGUUCCCGGUUUCACAUUUGAGACGGCUUUUGGAACCUCUAGUUUUUCAUGAUCUGAGAGACAAGGGUGCAGAAACAAUAUCACUAUGGCCAUGGUUGGUUUUCUUGGGAGGAGCAAUGGGAUGCUUGGCAUGCAGUUCUAUCUCCCAUCUGCUGGCCUGCCACUCGCAGCACUUCAAUCUCUUCUUCUGGCGACUCGACUACGCCGGAAUCUCUCUAAUGAUAGUAUGCUCCUUCUUUGCUCCAAUUCACUAUGUCUUCUUCUGCAACCCUUCCGUGAGGUUACUCUACAUGACCUCAAUAUCACUGCUUGGUGUCCUCUCCAUCAUCACUCUUCUUGCGCCUUCGCUCUCGGCCCCUCGCUUUCGACCAUUCCGGGCCUCCAUAUUCCUUGCCAUGGGAUUCUCAGGUGUCAUCCCGGCCGUUCAUGCUCUGCUGCUCCACUGGGACCACUCUCCUGUUCUUGUUGCACUUGGAUACGAGGUUGUUAUGGCCGUUUUAUAUGCCACAGGAGCAGUCUUUUAUGUUACUAGAAUACCUGAGAGAUGGAAGCCUGGUGCGUUUGAUAUUGCAGGGCAUAGUCACCAGAUUUUCCAUAUUUUUGUUGUUCUUGGAGCUCUUGCACAUAGUGUUGCAACUCUAUGGAUAAUGGAUUUCCGCCGUGGAUCGCCAACCUGUGCAUUUUAUGCAAUUCACGCAUAACUCACAUGAAAAAUGCUAUAUAUACAAAACCACCAUCCUUCUUGGUUAUUUCUCUUUUAUGAAUUGCGUUAUUGUAAUAUUAGGAAGGAAUGGCUAGCUAAUACUGAUAGCAAUGAUUAUUUAGUAAUACUACUAUAUAUACUAGGUAUAAAUGCAGCCUUCCGUAGUGUGCGAUACUAUUCUGAUGCGGCAAAGUAAUUACUUUACAUGUAUAUGAUAUAAUCUCAUCGUUACAGUACACUAAUAAACUCACACUAACUUCAU
Molecule: messenger RNA, 1493 nt
Organism: Arachis stenosperma
Lineage: Eukaryota; Viridiplantae; Streptophyta; Magnoliopsida; Fabales; Fabaceae
Product: heptahelical transmembrane protein 2-like
Exons: 4
Coding region: 96-1229 (377 amino acids)
Biological process (GO): response to hormone
Cellular component (GO): membrane
Molecular function (GO): signaling receptor activity
Source: RefSeq, a predicted model, not a curated record